CUCUGGGACAUACACUCAUCUCACAAUCUCACACUUACUCAGCUCCGGGCGCGAUGUCGACGACCUACGUGGACGAGACUUCUGGGUCAGACGAGACGGGCAAGGGAACCCAGGAGCAGCCCUAUCAGACUCUGGCCUUUGCGAUUUUCACGCACGGGACCACACCGAUCUUGGUGCGGAAGGACUCAGCGGCGCCAUACGAAGAACCCACACAGUCGGCCUUGAAGAAAGCGAAGAAGGGCGCGGAUGGGCUCGAGAAAAAGCGCAAAAAGGCCGAGGAGCUCGCAGAGCGUGAAGCAAAGGAAAAGUCGGAAGAGCGGGAACGGAGGCAGAAGCUACUUGAGGAGAGUAAGAAGGUAGUCUUGGAGGAGGAUCCUAGUCUGCCGAAGGCAGUUAAGGCUAAGAUCGGCAAUCUUGCGCCUCUCAGCGGCCAGCGUGUUCGUGUCUCUGGAUGGGUGCAUCGGCUACGAGACCAGAACAAAAUCAUCUUCAUAGUAUUGCGCGAUGGCACCGGAUAUCUUCAGUGCGUACUUUCUGGGCGAGUGGCCCACACAUACGAGGCUCUAACUCUCACCCUCGAGUCCACCGUCGAACUUGUGGGUACGCUGCAACCAGUGCCCGACGGGAAGACUGCGCCCGGCGGACACGAGCUGAUUGUCGAUUACUGGAGAGUGCUCGGGGCUGCUCCUGGUGGUGAUGAAGCGUUCACCAACCGAUUGAACGAGAAAUCCGACCCUUCGAUCCUGGCCGAUCUUAGACAUCUCGUCAUCCGUGGCGAGAUUGCCUCUGCUGUGCUCAAGCUUCGUGCGGCGCUCCUCAGCUCCUUCCGCACAUCGCUCGUCGCACGCGACCUGCUCGAGGUGACGCCGCCGUGCAUGGUGCAGACACAGGUUGAGGGCGGCGCGACGCUGUUCAAGUUCGACUACUACGGCCAGCCGGCUUUCCUUACGCAGAGUUCUCAACUGUACCUCGAGACCUGCUUGCCCUCCCUGGGGGACGUGUUCUGCGUGCAGGAGAGCUUCCGUGCUGAGAACAGCCAUACUCGCCGGCACUUAAGCGAAUACACUCAUCUCGAGGCUGAGCUUGCAUUCAUUACCUUCGAUGACUUGAUGAACCAUAUCGAAGGAGUGAUCUGCGACACCGUCGAAAGACUGCUCGCCGACCCUGCCACCGCGGUGCUCAUUAAGCAGCUCAACCCCAACUUCACCGCCCCCUCACGGCCAUUCCUCCGGCUCUCAUAUGUCGACGCGAUCAAGUGGCUCAACGACCACGGCAUCCAGCACGAGGCGGAGGACGCCAAGGGCAACGUUAUCAAGGACGAGGCUGGGAACCCGAAGAUGGUUAAUCAUGCCGUCGGUGAUGACAUUGCGGAGGCCGCGGAGCGGCGUAUGACGGAUAUCUUAGGCGUGCCUGUGUUCUUGUACGGCUUCCCUGCGGAGCUAAAGGCAUUCUACAUGAAGAAGAUGCAGACGGAGGGCGAGGGGCCGGUGUGCACGGAGAGCUGUGAUUUGCUGAUGCCCGGUGUUGGAGAGAUCGUCGGUGGAUCCAUGAGGAUAUCGGACAUCAACGAGCUGCUCGCUGCCUAUAAACGCGAAGGCAUCGACCCUGCCCCGUACUACUGGUUCACAGACCAGCGCAAAUACGGGACGUGCGAGCACGGCGGGUACGGUCUCGGAGUUGAGCGAUUCCUUGCAUGGUUGGCCAACCGGUAUACCGUCAGAGAGUGCUCGCUCUACCCCAGGUGGCCUGGUCGGGCGACCCCAUGAGCUUCAAGCCGUUGAUCAGUUUGGUUCUCGAUACCUCGAUAUUAGACGGUCGCCUGCUUGUACUCGUCAAUGUGCUCUACCUUUUAGAAUCGCAUGAACUUGCCGCAAAAGAGGAAAGUUCUGUAUAUCAUGAGACAAAUACUCACGCGGGUGAGGACC
Molecule: messenger RNA, 1925 nt
Organism: Laetiporus sulphureus 93-53
Lineage: Eukaryota; Fungi; Basidiomycota; Agaricomycetes; Polyporales; Laetiporaceae
Product: asparaginyl-tRNA synthetase
Exons: 9
Coding region: 54-1766 (570 amino acids)
Biological process (GO): asparaginyl-tRNA aminoacylation
Cellular component (GO): cytoplasm
Molecular function (GO): asparagine-tRNA ligase activity; ATP binding; nucleic acid binding
Source: RefSeq, a predicted model, not a curated record